Nipponia nippon (crested ibis) is the source of this 1594-nucleotide messenger RNA. The record is from RefSeq and is a predicted model, not a curated record. Lineage: Eukaryota; Metazoa; Chordata; Aves; Pelecaniformes; Threskiornithidae.
AUGGGGAAACAAUGCCAGGGUCUCUCUCUUCCUGACUCCAUUGAACUAGAAAUACCAGGUGAACGAGUGCUUUGUUUCCAUGGACCUCUCCUUUAUGAAGCAAAGUGUGUAAAGGUUGCCAUAAAGGACAAGCAAGUGAAAUACUUUAUCCAUUACAGCGGUUGGAAUAAAAACUGGGAUGAAUGGGUACCAGAAAGCAGAGUGCUCAAAUACGUGGAUACCAAUCUGCAGAAACAAAAAGAACUUCAAAAGGCCAAUCAGGAACAAUAUGCAGAGGGGAAGAUGAGAGGUGCUGCUCCAGGCAAGAAGACUUCUGGUCUGCAGCAGAAAAAUGUUGAAGUAUUUUUCAGACGAGAUGGAGCGCAUACUGUUUGCUGUUUGGAGACCCCUACAAUAUCGACGCGGAAAACAAAAAAGAACAAACAGAAAACUCCAGGAAUUGGAGAAGGGAGCAGUACCAGUGAGACUCCUCAGCCUCCUAGGAAGAAGAGGGCUCGAGUAGACCCAACGGUUGAAAGUGAAGAAACAUUUAUGAACAGAGUUGAAGUAAAGGUGAAAAUCCCAGAAGAGCUGAAACCAUGGCUGGUAGAUGACUGGGACUUGAUCACCAGGCAAAAGCAGCUCUUCUAUCUUCCUGCCAAGAAGAAUGUUGACUCCAUUUUAGAGGAUUAUGCAAACUACAAAAAAUCACGAGGAAAUACUGAUAACAAGGAGUAUGCAGUCAAUGAAGUCGUGGCUGGAAUUAAGGAAUACUUCAAUGUCAUGCUGGGAACUCAACUACUGUACAAGUUUGAGAGGCCCCAAUAUGCUGAAAUUUUAGCAGAUCACCCAGAUGCUCCGAUGUCCCAAGUCUAUGGUGCCCCACACCUGCUGAGGUUAUUUGUGCGAAUUGGAGCUAUGCUUGCUUACACUCCUCUGGAUGAGAAGAGUCUGGCUUUGCUCUUAAACUAUUUGCAUGACUUCUUAAAGUAUUUAGCAAAGAAUUCCUCCGCAUUGUUUAGCGCCAGUGACUAUGAAGUAGCCCCUCCUGAGUAUCAUCGGAAAGCAGUAUAAUACUGUGCUGCUUUGCAGCGAAGUGAUAAUUGGAUCCUUGUAAUACUGUCCACUUCUACAUCUUGUUCUUCACCUUCCUAUUGCACAUCUCUCUUGCACAAAUUAUGUAAACGUAAAGUGAAUAAAGUUGUGUGUUUAAAAUGGAACUGGCAUUUGUAAGUUCUGAAGAUUUUCUUGUCCCCAAAUGGAAGCUUGGAGUUUAAUGGGAACUCUUUGGUGUUUCUGGCUUGCUACUGUUGUUUGCAUCAGUGGAACGUACAAAGAAUGCGUUACGAGGUCUCAUUGUACGCACUCUUCCGUGCUCGUGGGUCUGUCGUGCCAUUAAGAUUUGCUUUGCUGACCCGCUGUAUUGCGUAGUAACGACAAACGCAGGCGCUCAGACCCGUCGGGGCUGUGGUCACCUAGUGUUGGUGCUAUCGAUUAGUCUGACUUUCAAACCCAUUUGCGUUCUUGGUGUUGGAAGUAAAAUGUUUGGUUCAUAAAUGUAUGUUUUUAUUUAGAUAGUGGAAGGACUGUGACAUUUUUAUAUUCUAACAAUAGG